Messenger RNA from Arachis ipaensis, 837 nucleotides. NCBI's taxonomy places the organism in Eukaryota, Viridiplantae, Streptophyta, Magnoliopsida, Fabales, Fabaceae. The record is from RefSeq and is a predicted model, not a curated record.
AUGUCGCCAUAUUUCCAAGAUAUGUUGGAUGGUGUUGCUGGUAUUGGACCUGGUUACAAGGGGCCUUCUUAUGAUAAGUUAAGGGUUCAUUUGUUGGCUGAUCUUAAAAGAGAAAGUCAAAUGCUAGUUGAUAGUUAUAGGAGUGCAUGGAAGGAAACUGGAUGUACCCUCAUGGCUGAUGGUUGGACAGAUCAAAGACAAAGAACGUUAAUCAAUUUCUUGGUGUAUUGUUCUAAAGCCAAUUAUGUUGCUGCUGGUAGGCUUAUCAAUAGAAAAUAUGAUAAUAUCUAUUGGUCACCAUGUGCUGCUCAUUGCCUUAAUCUUAUUUUAAAAGAUAUAAGCAGCAUGGCGCAUAUUUCUAACCUUGCAACUCGUGCUUCAAAGAUCACAGUAUUUGUGUACAAUCAUACGGUUUUCUUAUCUUGGCUAAGAGAAAGACCUAAGUGGAGAGAAAUUGUACGUCCUGGUGCAACCCGGUUUGCAACUGUGUUUAUUACAUUGAAGAGCAUCUUUGACCGUAAAAAGGAGUUGCAACAAUUGGUUGUAGAUUCAAUUUUCACUGAUCAUAAAUUAGGAAGGAGUGCUACUGGUAGAGCUGUGAGUGCUAUUAUUCUGGAUGCAAAAUUUUGGGACAAUUGCUUUACUGUAUGUAAACUUGUGAGCCCUCUGAUUUACUUGCUGAGGGUUGUUGAUGCUGAUGACCCCCCAUCUUUGGGGUAUGUUUAUGAAGGAAUGUUAAGGGCAGAAGAUGCAAUUAAGGAGAUGUUUAGGCAAUCCAAGACUGCAUAUCAGCCAUGUUGGGAUUUAAUAUUUACAUAUGCUUUUAUUACUAUUUAA